AACAACGAAAAAUAAAAAAAAGGAGUCAAUGCCUUCCUCGUACUUGCCAUCAGCAUAUUACAAGUGAACGACAACAACAACAACAACAAAAGAUAAAACGAUGGCUUCCUCGUACUUGCCAUCAGCAUAUUCUGCAACUCAGAGAAGAUCAUCUCAAACGUCAGACAACCCAAUAACUGCCGGACCCCUUUAUCCGGGUCUAGUUCCGGCUCCAAAUCCAAGACCCAUAUUUCAGUUUCUAGCUUUUGGACUGUUUAUACUCCUUGGUUUGCUUCAGUUACUACCUGCCACUCAUUUUCGAGACCCAUUUGACCCUUCCAGAAAUUGGGUUCCUCUCCAUUCUAAUCUUGCUUCUCCAUUAAGAGAGUUUGAUGCAAGAAAUGGUGAUGGAGGUGGAGAUGAUGGAAUGGUGCAUGUUGUAUCAUGGAUGGAUUGUUUAGACCUUAGAGUUCUUGCAGUACUUGCAAAUUCAACUCUGUCUAGCUCAAGCUAUCCAGAACUGGUUUCUUUUCAUUUCUUUAUCCCUGGAGGGAAUGAAGACAAAGUGCCUUUCUAUAAGUUGAAGGUCUUGUUUCCACAUUCAAACCUUGAAAUUCACGGGCAGGAAGAGGUUAAAGAAAUUGUGAGGAUUGCCUUUUCUGAUGAACAAUAUGCUAAACCCAGGUACGAGGAAAUAGUACCGUUUAUCAUACCAACUGUGCACCAGUUCUUGAGCAAAUUCAUAUACGUUUCAGCGAAUGUAAUUAUGAAGGCUAGAGUUGAAGAACUCAUUGGAGUUGACUUGGACGAUUAUGCUAUAGCAACUGCUGAAGACUGCUCUCAGAGAUUAAAAACUUAUGUGAAUUCAGAAGUGUUGGAUGCUAUUCAGAGAUCAGUUUCAAAGCCUUGGGUAUCAGAGACACCUUAUGCAAAGGAUACUUGUUUGCCAGACUUAAGUGUGCUUGUGAUUAAUGCGAGGAAAUUAGGCAAAGAUAUUGUUGAGACCGUCUUAUGGUGGAGCAAAGCUCUGAAUUUGAGAGAAAGGACCGAUCAAAAAAAUCUAGCACUUGCGCUAGCACUUUACAACAGAUAUCUCAAGCUUUCUUCUUCUUGGUUGGUCAAGGAUAUCACAUCACCUGAAGUUAACAACAGCAUGAUUAUCUACUAUGAUGGGCCCAAGACUAGUUGCAUCAAAUCCAUCAGUGGCGCUGCCUCGGAAUACAGUCAUGGCAAUGUCUGGACUCAGUACCUUCCUUCAAUCUCAGAUCGAAUCUUGGGCAGCUAACAUAGUACCUAUACAACAAUGCAGGGCAUGGGAUGAAAUUUGCUGUUGAUGUAUUAUAAGGCACUUGAUAUUGCAAGUCAAAUUAAACAUGAAAAUGCAUAUUUUUUUAGGUAAUUUGAACAUUUACUUAUAUUUUUUCUUUGCUCUGAUGUAAUUGAUAAAUAUCCAAUAUGAAUGGAAAUGUUCUCUGCAGUAAAA
Populus trichocarpa (black cottonwood) is the source of this 1462-nucleotide messenger RNA. RefSeq lists its product as uncharacterized. Lineage: Eukaryota; Viridiplantae; Streptophyta; Magnoliopsida; Malpighiales; Salicaceae. The transcript is spliced from 6 exons. The record is from RefSeq and is a predicted model, not a curated record. Bases 101 to 1264 code for a protein of 387 amino acids. Gene Ontology annotation, cellular component: Golgi apparatus.